Messenger RNA from Spinacia oleracea (spinach), 1963 nucleotides. Its product is annotated as cleavage and polyadenylation specificity factor subunit 3-II. NCBI's taxonomy places the organism in Eukaryota, Viridiplantae, Streptophyta, Magnoliopsida, Caryophyllales, Amaranthaceae. The coding region runs from base 232 to 1788 and encodes 518 amino acids. Gene Ontology annotation, molecular function: RNA endonuclease activity. The record is from RefSeq and is a predicted model, not a curated record. Gene Ontology annotation, biological process: snRNA processing. The transcript is spliced from 13 exons. Gene Ontology annotation, cellular component: nucleus.
AUGAAAUUUCUCUCUCCUUAAACACGAACUCGCUCCUUCGUCUUCUUACUUCUCCCGCCUCCAUAGUUAUGACUGCCUAACAAAAUAACCAGCUUCCAGUUGUAUCAGUAUCACCACAGCACUACCUCUACGGCUGCGCAUUUGCCAACCACCUCUAGUCGGCGGCGCCUCUUCCAAAAACCUCUCGUCCCCCGCUGCUUUUCUCGUUCUUGACGACUCUUUUGAAGAGCUAUGGGAAUCGACUGUCUUGUGCUUGGUGCCGGACAAGAAGUGGGGAAGAGCUGUGCUGUAGUGAAUAUCAAUGGCAAGAGAAUCAUGUUUGAUUGUGGAAUGCAUAUGGGUGAUCCCAAACACCCUUACCCCGAUUUCUCUCGCAUCUCCAAAACCGGCGACUUUGAUGGAGCUCUAACCUGUAUCAUCAUCACUCAUUUUCAUUUGGAUCAUGUAGCAGCACUUCCUUACUUCACUGAAGUGUGUGGAUUUCGUGGACCUAUUUAUAUGACGCAUCCGACAAAGGCCUUGGCUCCUCUAAUGUUGAAGGAUAAUCUUAAACACAUGAUUAAUGGAAUGGGCGAUAAAGAAAAGUUUACUUCAGAUGAUAUUGAUUCGUGUAUGGAGAAAGUUAUAGCAGUGGACUUGAAGCAAACUAUUCGGGUUGAUGAAGAUCUUGAGAUUCGUGCCUACUAUGCCGGUCAUGUUAUUGGUGCUGCUAUGUUCUAUGCAAGGGUGGGAGAUGCUUCUGUACUGUACACGGGGGACUAUAAUAUGACACCUGAUAGACAUCUUGGUGCUGCUCAAAUUGAUCGUUUGCCGUUGGACCUUGUUAUAACUGAGUCAACUUACGGAACAACGAUCCGUGAUUCUAGAUUUGCUCACGAAAGCGAAUUUCUCAAAGCUGUACAUACAUGUGUUGCUGAUGGGGGAAAGGUUCUGAUACCAACAUUUGCUCUUGGGAGGGCUCAGGAAAUCUGUAUAUUGUUGGAAGAUUACUGGGAGCGGAGGAAUUUGAAGGUUCCUAUAUAUUUUUCUGGAGGUUUGACGAUCCAAGCCAACAUGUAUUCCAAGAUGCUUAUUAGCUGGACUAGUCAAAAGGUGAAGGAGGCAUACACUAAUCACAAUGCAUUUGAUUUCAAACAUGUUCGCACUUUUGAUCGUUCUCUGAUACAUGCUCCUGGUCCUUGUGUUCUCUUCGCAACGCCAGGGUGGUUAAAUACUGGAUUUUCACUUGAGGUUUUCAAGCAGUGGGCAACAUCAGAAAUGAACCUCGUUACUUUGCCCGGGCAAUGUAUAGCGGGAACAAUUGGGCAGAAGUUGAUGUCAGGAAAACCUAAAAAAAUUGAUUUGGACCCUGAAACCCAGAUUGAUGUGCGGUGUCAGAUUCACAAAUUGGCUUUUAGUCCUCACACAGACAGCAAAGGAAUAAUGGAUCUUAUGAAGUUUCUGUCACCAAAGCAUGUGAUCCUUGUUCAUGGCGAGAAGCCUAAAAUGGUAAAACUGAAAGGAAGAAUUGAAUCGGAACUGGGAAUUCCUUGUUAUCAUCCUGCAAAUAAUGAAACAGUGAGCAUUCCGUCAACUCACUAUGUCAGAGCAGAUGCUUCUGCUUCAUUUAUAAACACUACUCUAUGUCCAAACUUCAGCUUUAAAAAUAGUGCUUCGGAAGACAAAUGUACAUCAGAGCUGCAGAUAUGUGAUGUGAGGGUUUCUGAAGGACUACUAGUUAUGCAAAAUAAUAAUCAGAAACCAAAUGUUAUUCACCAGGAUGACUGGUCUGGGAAAACAGAUACAUGAACUCCUUGUCUGGGAAAAGUCAUUUGGCCAUGAUUUGCAAGAUAUAUGUAGAGCAUCUCAUCUGGUAGUAUUCACAUAAAUACCUAUGUGUUCCAAACAGAAUUGCCUGUAAUAGACUCCAGGAAUCAAUUUAUUAUCAUUUUUUUUUUCGGCAAAUAAAGUACAAGUAUUAUCA